Messenger RNA from Neltuma alba, 1053 nucleotides. RefSeq lists its product as uncharacterized. Bases 167 to 640 code for a protein of 157 amino acids. The record is from RefSeq and is a predicted model, not a curated record. The transcript has 5 exons. NCBI's taxonomy places the organism in Eukaryota, Viridiplantae, Streptophyta, Magnoliopsida, Fabales, Fabaceae.
CGUCGCUGGACCCAUUUUACAUUCACCAUACGAAAGGACUGAAUUGCCCUCCCUUUCAAAUCUCGUCUUGCUCGCUCUAUUUCUCUGUCCCGGAAAAUUAGAAGACAGGAUUUUCAGGUCGUCUCUAGAUUUCCUCUCUCCGCACGGCUUUUGCGAGAAGCGGAAUAUGGCCUUCGCCUCUUUUCUUGGCAGAGUCCUCUUCGCCUCCGUUUUCAUACUCGCUGCUUACCAAGAAUUCAAUGAAUAUGGGGUAGACGGGGGACCUGCAGCGAAGGCACUCAGACCAAAGUUUGAUGCUUUUACACACCGCGUGCAUUCUCAUGCUGGCUUUCAACUUCCAGAAAUUGAUAUUAAAUAUUUGGUUGCGGGAGCUAUUGCACUCAAGGGAAUUGGGGGGCUCCUUUUCAUCUUUGGAAGCACUUUUGGAGCUGUCCUCCUGCUUUUGCAUCAGAUGAUUGCGACUCCAAUACUGUAUGACUUCUACAAUUAUGAUAAUGAGGGCAAAGAGUUCAAUCAACUUUUCAUCAAAUUUACACAGAAUAUGGCUCUUUUUGGGGCUCUGUUGUUUUUCAUUGGAAUGAAAAACUCCAUUCCUAAAAGGCAACCCAAGAAGAAGGCUCCCAAAACAAAAACCUAUUAGUGGCAUCAAUCGGGAGGUACCCAUAUUGCAUGGAAUUUCUCAGGUUACCUGCUGGUUCUUGCCAUUCUUGAAUCCGCCACGAUAUGUCCAGGGUUUGUAUCUGGUUCGGAGCCAAUUUUCGCUCUCAUUUGAGUAUUGUAGUUGCCUACAAUUUUUUCUUUAAUUUAUGGUUUCUCUCUUGGGAAGAGGUUAGGAACUAUCUUUCGAUUGCUAGACUUUGUCUGCCAAGAGGGGAAAAAGAGAAGUUCAAAGCCUGUGCUUUUUCAAACUUCCGAGUGUCAUUCUUAACUUUUGUUCUGUUUUGGCGAUCUUGGUCAUAGUUUCCGGCACAAGAACUCUGAAAGCCAUCGUUGAACCUAACUGGAUUUGUAGGUCGGCUAGUUGGCUUUAUUUGCAGUACACGCUCUUGUUAA